Messenger RNA from Penicillium lagena, 1002 nucleotides. RefSeq names its product Kelch repeat protein. The record is from RefSeq and is a predicted model, not a curated record. The transcript is spliced from 2 exons. Bases 1 to 1002 code for a protein of 333 amino acids. Lineage: Eukaryota; Fungi; Ascomycota; Eurotiomycetes; Eurotiales; Aspergillaceae. Gene Ontology annotation, molecular function: protein binding.
AUGGCAAAUAUCGUUGCUAGAUGUCACAAGAUUUUGGAGGCCGAAAUCCUUCGUCGCUCUUCUCAAGUUGUUUCUGUUGUUGGUAAACGAGCUUACAUUUUUGGAGGAGAAUUGCGACCGCGCGAGCCUCGAGACAAUGAUGUCCAUACUGUUUCAUUAGGCACCAACGCUAUGAUCACUUCCGAACCCGCAAAGUCCCAAUCUCCCUCCCCACGUGUUGGAACGGCAACCGCUACACUGAACGGAAAGAUCUAUCUAUUCUCUGGUCGAGGGGGUGUCGCAAUGGCACCUAUUGAGGAACGGGGAGCGGUCUGGGAAUUUGAUCCCACUGCAUUAAGCUGGUCGCUCAUUAUGCCAUCUGGUUCCAACUCGGGGGUGUUCCCAGUCGCUCGCAGCUAUCAUUGUAUGGCAAGUGAUGGGAAGGAUACGCUUUACAUCCACGCAGGUUGCCCUGAAAAGGGAAGACUGUCAGAUCUAUGGGCAUUCAGCCUUUCUCGCAAAGAAUGGGUGGAACUCGCGCCGGCAUUCGAUCCUCCACGCGGUGGUACAUCGAUUGCUUUUACAGCUAGGAAGCUGUAUCGUAUGAAUGGCUUUGAUGGGAACACCGAACAAGGUGGGAGCGUGGACGUAUAUUCUCCCGAAACAAAUUCUUGGACUUCGCUUCUGUAUUCGCCUGAUGGCAAAUCCGGUCCUAUGCCGCGAAGCGUGAGCGCCUUACUGCCGAUUUAUCUAAGAGACCGGUCAUUUUUAAUCACCUUAUUCGGUGAGCAUGACCCUAGUUCACUGGGUCACCAAGGAGCGGGGAAGAUGUUGAGUGAUGUGUGGGCAUUUGACAUUAGAAGCAAGAAAUGGGAGGCAGUGGACGUUCAAGGGGGUGAGCUUCCUCUUGCGCGGGGCUGGUUCGAUGCUGAUGUUGUUGGUACGAGCGCAAUCUUGGUCCAUGGUGGGCUAGGGGAAUCGAAUGAUCGACUUGGGGAUGUCUGGAAUUUCGAAUUUUUUUGA